Molecule: messenger RNA, 486 nt
Organism: Miscanthus lutarioriparius
Lineage: Eukaryota; Viridiplantae; Streptophyta; Magnoliopsida; Poales; Poaceae
Source: the annotation of a GenBank genome assembly
AUGGCGCGGUGGGCGGCGGUCCUGGUGCUGGCGGCUACGGCCGUCGCCAUGGCGUCCGUGGCGGGCGGCGACAUGAGCGCGGACAAGACGGAGUGCGCGGACCAGCUGGUGGGCCUGGCGCCGUGCCUGCAGUACGUGCAGGGGCAGGCCCGCGCGCCGCCGCCCGGCUGCUGCGGCGGCCUGCGGCAGGUGCUGGGGAAGAGCCCCAAGUGCAUAUGCGUGCUCGUCAGGGACAAGGACGACCCCGGCCUGGGCAUCAAGAUCAACGCCACCCUCGCGCUCGCCCUCCCCAACGCCUGCGGCGCCACCCGCGCCGACGUCUCCCACUGCGCUCGUACGUUGUACACCUCCCUCACCUCGCCCUGUCUGCUUGCUUGCUUCAUCAUCUGCUGCUGCCAUCCACAAGCCUACAAGGCCGGCGACCCGGCGUUGCUUUCUUGCCAGCAUGUUCAUGCAUCGACGCAACCAAUUAAGCACACAGUAUAG